CGCCGCCUGCGCUUCCUCCGGCGGCAGCCAUCUUGCCACUCCCUGCGCUCAGAGGCUCGCAUUGCGGAAGGAGGAAGCUCGGCUUGACGGCGCAUCGGCGGUUCCGCCUCUGGCUGCUCGGCUCGCACCGUCGUUCUUGCCGUCCUUUUCGCCCUUCGCGUUGCCGUCUGAUCCCCGGAGAUGGCAGGACGAUUGCCGGCUUGCGUGGUGGACUGCGGCACCGGAUACACGAAGCUCGGAUAUGCUGGUAACACAGAGCCUCAGUUCAUCGUUCCGUCAUGCAUCGCUAUCAGAGAGACGGCCAAGGUGGGGGACCAGGCCCAGAGGAGGAUGAUGAAGGGGGUGGACGACCUGGAUUUUUUCAUCGGGGAUGAGGCCAUCGACAAGCCCACUUAUGCAACGAAGUGGCCCAUCCGCCAUGGCAUCGUGGAGGACUGGGACCUAAUGGAAAGGUUCAUGGAGCAGGUCAUCUUCAAGUACCUACGCGCUGAACCGGAGGACCACUACUUCCUGUUGACCGAGCCCCCCCUGAACACCCCUGAAAACCGGGAGUACACAGCCGAGAUCAUGUUCGAGUCUUUCAACGUGCCGGGUCUGUACAUCGCAGUGCAGGCGGUCCUCGCCCUGGCAGCCUCCUGGACCUCCAGGCAGGUGGGGGAGCGCACGCUGACUGGGACGGUCAUAGAUAGCGGUGACGGUGUCACCCACGUCAUCCCUGUGGCGGAGGGCUAUGUGAUCGGCAGCUGUAUAAAGCACAUUCCCAUCGCGGGCCGUGACAUCACCUACUUCACCCAGCAGCUCCUGAGGGAGCGGGAGGUGGGGAUUCCCCCGGAGCAGUCGCUGGAGACCGCAAAAGCUGUCAAGGAGCGCUUCAGCUACGUCUGCCCAGAUUUAGUGAAAGAAUUCAACAAGUAUGACACGGACGGAUCCAAGUGGAUCAAGCAGUACACGGGGAUCAACGCCAUCAGCAAGAAGGAGUUCACCAUCGACGUGGGCUAUGAGCGUUUCCUGGGGCCAGAGAUCUUCUUCCAUCCAGAGUUUGCCAACCCUGACUUCACUCAGCCCAUAUCGGAGGUCGUUGAUGAGGUGAUCCAGAACUGCCCCAUUGAUGUCAGGCGCCCUCUGUACAAGAACGUCGUCCUCUCUGGAGGCUCCACCAUGUUCAGGGACUUCGGCCGCCGUCUGCAGAGGGACCUGAAGAGGACAGUGGACGCCCGGCUGAAGAUGAGCGAGGAGCUCAGUGGCGGAAAGCUGAAGCCCAAGCCUAUUGAUGUCCAAGUCAUCACUCACCACAUGCAGAGAUACGCUGUGUGGUUUGGAGGAUCCAUGUUGGCUUCUACUCCGGAGUUUUACCAGGUGUGCCACACCAAGAAGGACUACGAGGAGAUGGGGCCCAGUAUCUGCCGUCACAACCCCGUGUUCGGAGUGAUGUCCUAAGCGGCCGGCGGGGCUCGCCUGGGAGACGGCUGGUGGAGGGUUCUGCUCAUGCUUCAAGUUCUCUGUUGCUAGGGACGAGCCUCAAGCCCCAAAAUACACAUCGAGGACCGUAAGGUUUCUAAAUCAGAACAGAACCAAAUGCGAAUCAGGCUGGGAAAUUGUAGCAGAAGUUCUCUCCGGUGCGGAAAAUGGCUUCUAAGCCAAAACCUAGAUGUUUAUUCUUCACUUCUGCAGAGAUACAUUUGGAUGGGAAAAAAAAAGUAAUGAUAAUGGUCAAUUUCUAAAAUGCAGUGUUUGGUAAUGGAAAAAUGUGCUGUUCUUUUUUCUUUUUUAUAAUUUUGUACAUCCAGAUCCUUACAGGGUUCAAAUAUAUUUACGCAUCUGCUCCCCCCCUCCCCCUCCCCCAAGUGCACCGUUCUGUCUGCAGGGUGAGAAUUUUAUAUUUCAUACGACGUUUUUAUACAUAAACCUGGGGACGUCUGGAGACCUAAAAUGUGACCAGCAGUGAUCUGGUUGUAAUUCCUGAAUACAUGUGCUUUUUCCUCCUAUAUUUGAAUUUCACCCCCCCCAUUAAGACCACUCGUUAAGGGCUCCAGUACGUGUUCUGCAUCGUUAGCAUACUUACGAGGCCAACUGCUUUGACUUGGCCUCUAGUCCUCUCUUUUUGCCCUCUGCCUCUGUUUGUUUUACUGCAGACUUGAUACUAAGCAAAAAAAUACCGAUGAUAAAAUUUAAACACUUAAGAAGCAAAUUUUUAAGGGACCAGAAUUCUGUAAUUAAUCCCGCAGAAUGUUCUAACGAAGGCAUUUAGCUAUUUUGCUCCUUGAUGCGUCAUCUUCCUCUUCAGAUUGGCAUUAAAUACCCGUCGCGUGGACAGCCCUGUUGUCAUUCCGAUUGGACCGUGCGUCAGUGAUUAAAUCCUCGCCAGGCCAGAAAUGCUUUUUGUCCCUCUUGUGCGAAUAAGAACAACUGCGGCCAUCUAAAUGCAGAGUGAGGAACAUCUUGAAAACGUCACCUGUAUGCUGCCAUUCCGAGAAGAGAUUAAAUUUGUUCAACUUUGUUCCCCA
Messenger RNA from Paramormyrops kingsleyae, 2504 nucleotides. RefSeq names its product actin-related protein 3. Lineage: Eukaryota; Metazoa; Chordata; Actinopteri; Osteoglossiformes; Mormyridae. The record is from RefSeq and is a predicted model, not a curated record.